AUGGUGGCGCCGCCGCUGAAGACAAAAAAAAGGCGUAUCGUCCAGAGGGUCAGCACUCUCAACAGAAAAGCAAAGAACAAUCGCCAAGGGGGGCGGGAGGCAGAAAAAUUCUCGAACCCGUCCCGAACCCGGGGUGGAGUCCUCCGCGGCGCCCGCUUUGCUCGUCUACUAAGUAAUGGCGUUGCUGCUGCUGCUGCUGCUGUUGCUUCCACAUGUUUGUUCGCACUCUGGCUCCUGCUACGGCUGGGCGUCGCAUGCCGCGCCGCUCAUCGCCGGUCGGCGCUCCACGGGACCGGUCGGACGCCUCUUUCUCACCGUCUUGCGGCGUUGGUGACUGCACUGCGCUUGUUGUCCCGUACUAUUGCCAUUACGGGCGCCGCUGCCGCAGUCGGCAGCCCGCUGCGGCUGUUUUUUUCCUGUUCCCUCCCGUUCCAUGGGCUGGGCUGGGCUGGGCAGGCGGGUCUCCCAGGGCUGGAGCCUCAUCUCGACCGGCGCAGAUUCUUCCCAUCGGCGGCGGCCCCCGGGGAGGAGGAGGAGACGGAAAGGAGGAGGCACGACGCGGGCGGGACUCGUGUCUUUUUUUCUCUUUGA
Messenger RNA from Purpureocillium lilacinum, 591 nucleotides. The record is from RefSeq and is a predicted model, not a curated record. NCBI's taxonomy places the organism in Eukaryota, Fungi, Ascomycota, Sordariomycetes, Hypocreales, Ophiocordycipitaceae.